GCUUGCUAAGUGGAUGUCGGGAUAGUAAAGUAGGCGACUGUAUAGUGAAUUAGUCGUCUGGAUAGUGGAUUACUCGUCUGGAUAGUGGAUUAGUCGUCUGGAAAGUGAAGUAGGCGACUGGAUAGUGAAUUAGUCAUCUGGAUAGUGAAUUAGUCGUCUCUAUAGUAAAGUGGACGUCGGGAUAGUGAAGAAAAGAUCUAAAAAAUGUUUGUUUUCCUGCUGAUGGUGAUGUCACGCUCCCUGCUGGCGUCUACGAUGGACAGUGAAGAUUGUGGGCCGCUUACGGAAGGCUCCGAGGUUACCUUUCUUAAUAAUAAUGAGGACAAGUUUUAUCUGUGGUACAAGGUGUCUGUGGAAGUCACUCAGAUCACCAUGACUGUGGAUCUUCACAUUAUGGGCAGCAAGUUGGAGGGGGUGAAACUAAACCCUUUUAGUUCAUCAAACACCGAACACUUCAUAAGGAUUUCUCUGCCUUCGAAAACUGAUGGAAUGAUGUUGAGUUCAAAAUUCACCAAUUACAUGUUUAGUCAAGCGGUGGUGACGAAAUUAACGAUAGUGAGCAACACCUCGGUGGAUUGGAUCAAGUGUUCGAAUGAUAAUUAUUUCCCCAGUCUGUCGCGUCACUAUGCAUCACGUAACAUUCUGUCCUGUGAUAGUUGUAUUUCACUGCUGAUGCACAGUGGGGUGCUGUUAGGUUCCUGUUUUUGACACU
This is a messenger RNA of Homarus americanus (American lobster), 712 nucleotides long. RefSeq lists its product as uncharacterized. Bases 205 to 708 code for a protein of 167 amino acids. The transcript is spliced from 4 exons. The record is from RefSeq and is a predicted model, not a curated record. NCBI's taxonomy places the organism in Eukaryota, Metazoa, Arthropoda, Malacostraca, Decapoda, Nephropidae.